UGAUGUUGGAAACUUUGUCUUGUGUCUUCAUAGCAUUCACACAAAGGAAAAUUCUGUGAAUUGUGUGCAUURUAAAGGUUCCAGUAGUAUAAAUACGAUUGGUAGUGAYACCAGGCAUUGUUGUAUAAAUCAUUUGUUGGUCUUGGAUGAUCACCCACUGCACCGCUAUCAGUCGGUACCAAGUUUGUAGGAGGACAAAAAGAACAGUGAUUCAURCUUUUUAUAUAACGGAAUUCAAAGGAGAAUUAAGCUCACAUAAUAAGCAACCUUUUUUGGCCUUCAAGACUAUCAAAAAGCGUUCGCUCCGCUAUAUUGUCAAUUAUCGUCAGGCGUUCCUUCCAUAAAGCGCGCAAACUGGGGUCUAAUAUGCAAAUUACCGGCGCGCGGACAUUAACAUUUUGUUUGCAAACAUGGCGGAAUCAUCAGGGGAAAAUGUGUGUGAUUUUAAAGGAUGUGGGAAAAAGUUCAAGAAAAAGCAAAGGUUGAUCGAGCACAAGCGAUCRCACACUGGAGAGAGACCAUGUUUGUGUACAGAAUGCAAUAAAACAUUUGUGAGAGAAAUGCAUCUGAAGCGACAUUUACUCAGUCAUAAUGGAACCAAACCUUACAGUUGCUCUUAUGCYGGCUGCAAUCUCAUGUUUACCACAAAGCAUUUCAUGAAGAGGCACCAGGAAAGAGCACACAAUAGGCCAUUCAAGUGUACUUAUGAAGGAUGUGACAAGACAUUCAACAAAAGAAACCACUUGAAGAUUCACACAUAUGUUCACACAAAAGAAACACCUUUCAGAUGUAAAGAAAGAGGAUGUCACUAUUCGUUCGACACUCCCACAAAACUGCGCAAACACACAAAAUUACAUGAUAUGGGCUUUCAUAACUACUUUCCACGGAAGAGGAAUGAUCUUCAUGCACAUCGAUGGUUAAAGAAGCACAUCAUCUCACACAAGUGCCCUAUAUUCUGUCCAUGUUAAAAAUGGCAAUUAUCAGGUCUUUUAAGUAGUUUUCUUUGUGGCCUCUAUUUUGCUAAGGUUGUAAGCUCCAUAAUAGGUCUUUUGCAUCAAUCCCAUGACCACACCUCCUGCAAAUCAACAAGCUACAUUUACUUCAGAUUAGCGUCCAAAAACUGAAAGAGGAGGCUGAUAACAUUAAUAUGGAUAAUUUAAAUCUAGUUAUCUUUCUUUCUCAAUCAUGAKUUCCUCUCAAUCCUGCUACAUCAAUCUKGUGGCAAAAUCUCUAGCACUGAACAAAUUUUUAGGUAAACUUAAAUCCAGGACAGCACUUCAUUCAGUGGGCCUCCUCCUCAAGUUAAAAAUGAGACAAACACUUAACUCAGUGAUGCAUCCCAUCAGCUUUUGGCCUCUUACUUGCAGACUUUGCAGUGCUUGAAAUAUUCCAGGUUCAGGCGAGUAUGUACUUGGCUGUGGCCAAACAGAUGCAACAGUAAACCUUUUGGGAAUGAUCUAUAUCAAGAUCCUCCGCUCAGCAGGUUUCAUUACCACAAACUCAUUUUUUGAUGAGCUUUUAAAUGGAGUGUAUUCAUGUUACCUAUUGAUGCAAAAGAUCUAUACAAGUGGCUUUUUUAAUGUGUUAUAAAAAUCAYCUAUAUUUUCAAGUAGAAUAGGUCCCACCRCUCCUAGAUAAUGGCCAGGUGGAGUCUCAACAUUUUUGGCCCUGGUCUCCCAUGUAAAGACCCCAAAUUUCGCAUAUAUAAUCAUUCAAGUUGAGAACCCUGGCCAUUGUUAAUCAAUCGUCUUCGUGAAAUAUAACCCAAAUUCACAUUAAUUUUCUAAUCAAUGGGAAACAGUUUUCAUGGCUGUUAUGUCUUGUGCAUCGUCAUCUGAAAUAGGUUAUAGCUAUUUCAAAAAAGGUUGUCGGAUAAAAUGGCAAAUGUCAGUGGUCGAACGGCAAUUGCAUGACCAAAAGUAGCCAUGGGUUUUGCUGGUUGAAAGGCAAUARCAACUGAUUUGUGCUGUAAGAUGGUCUGUGGUAAACAUUGACUCCAUUUCUAUGUAAGGUGAUUCCAAUAAGUGAAAUUUUGUUUAUCAAAAGAGUUUUUAAACCAUAGUCCCUUUCGGCCAUAUAAUCCCACUUCAACAAUUGCUGUUCACCAUUCUCCAUGACAACGUUUUUUGAAAUAGCUGAAUGUCCUUUUUUCAUCGAUCAUUCUUGUUGUUAAYCCCAGCCUUGGUAGUGUUAAUGUGUGUUUAGUACAGUGUUUAAUACAGGAUAUUUUGGGGAAUAAGACUAUAUAGUCAUCAUAGUCAUAACAUUWCCAUUCCAAAAAAGGCUCAGGGUUUCAAUUUUGAAGAUGUUCAGUCUGUACAUAUUGUUGAUAUAUAAUCAUGUUUUCAAUUUCAUUUUUUUUUUCAAACACAUUUGGCAACUUCAUGUCAAAUUAACAUUCUCUCUAUGAGAGAUUUGAGUUCUAGAAACUGCAAKAGCCUACUCUUUUUCUUUAUUGUUUUUUUCUCGCCAUGUUUUGUAUUAUGAACUUACAGUUUAGAGUAACAUUCAAAAUUGCAAGCAAAAAUUAAGGGGAGCUUUGGAAAAAUACCCACAUGCAUGAAUGGACGCCAUACAAAAAAUCRUCUGUUACUAAGUAAAAAACAAAAUAGAGAGGUAGAAUUAAAAUAAGUGUGGGUAGAAAAUGGGAAGAAAAUACCAUAGUGAGUGGAGGGUUUUCAUCACCUUUAAGGGCAUGGUUCACCUAAUACCUUUUUGCAUUAUAAUAUAAUCAAAAACAUACUCUCUAUUAUUCAUUUUAUGCUAUAUGGAGAUAUUGUAAUGUUCAAAGAAAAAACGAUAGAUUGAAUCAGAUUGCAUUUAGGCUAAAUAUUUCUAAAUUGAAGUCACCUCAUUUUCCCUAUAUGAAAAWUCUAAAAAAGGUCCCACUUUGAUUGCUGUUGGACCAUGGCCCAARUAACUUUAGGGUUGCACUAGUUUAACUAAAGCAGAACCACUUGAAUAUUUCCAAUGUUUUUUGUGAACACUGUUUCCUAAAUCGGACAAAAUAUUGCAAACAGGUUGAGCGUUUUUUCAUUUCACAGAUUAAUUUCAAUUAAAAUUACACUUUAGUAUUGUAAAUAUGUUAUUUUGAAUUUAUUUUUCCAAAAAAAUCUAAUAAUUUCCAUAUUUUGGCGUUGAUGCACUUUCAAUAAAAAAAAACAAAAUCAUAAUCAAUUUUGAUCAAAAGCUUUAUAUUAUGUUAUUUCCCCAUAUUAUUUAUUUUGGAGUUAUUUAGGAUUAUAAACAGUAAUAUACACCAUUGGUUACUUGAUUAAAUUUUAUAUUAUAAUUAUUUUACAUGUAAAGUAUUAUCAUUAUUAAAGUAAAAUGAUUGUUUGAGUAGUUUAUCUUAGUGUAACCUCAUUUUAUGUAACCAUUUCAUUGUCAYCUGCUCUCGGUCUGAUCAUUUUGAUUCCUGUCCCCUUCAUGUUUCUYUACACCAUCUUGAAGAGUUUCUAUGCCUUUGCAUCAAUAGCUUUGAUGGAUACCUGUGAAUAAUUGCUGCUAUGCAAGGUUUUUUAUUGUUGCAUGCAGUGAUCUUGGACUUCACGUAACUUAGGCACAUAGCCAAGAGUCUUAGGCUCUCUCAAAAAGGGUUGAGCUCCAGUCCCCUUCRAGAGAACCCAAUACUCAGGCUACACGUGUGACAGAGAGAAUCGUGAACAAUGCUUUUUAUCAGAACUUAUCAAGACUAUUAAUAAUAUUAUUAUACAGAAUGAGUUUUACAUUUAAAGAAAUCUUGGUGUUGUCUGUUGGACAGGGCCCAUUCUGGUAAUUGUCUCCUUCAYUCUCAGCUAGCAUCAUCUUGAAAGUGGGGCAGAGUAUUGUGCAUAAAAUUAAUGUUCAAAGACUGUAUUUUAAGAGUUCUUGCAAAGGCACAUCCACAUUUCAAGAUACAUGSUUACGACAUAAAGCAGAAGUAGCUUAGGAAUAGUCAACUGUAGAUAUUUUGGUUCGAUGACUAUGUAAAAAKAAUGCACACGAGGCUCCAGGAAAACAAURGAUGAUCUUGAUUUAUUCUGUUAUUUCCCCRGAGCCUCGUCUGCAAUUCUUUUGUGCAKGGUCACUGAACCAAAAUAUCAUCUAAAGUCGGCUUUUGAAAAAUAUUGUUAUUGAAUUUAACAAGAAGCAAUAAAAUGUUCUUUCGCUUCACA
This is a messenger RNA of Exaiptasia diaphana, 4157 nucleotides long. RefSeq names its product transcription factor IIIA. Gene Ontology annotation, cellular component: nucleus. The record is from RefSeq and is a predicted model, not a curated record. The transcript has 6 exons. Gene Ontology annotation, biological process: regulation of transcription by RNA polymerase II. Lineage: Eukaryota; Metazoa; Cnidaria; Anthozoa; Actiniaria; Aiptasiidae. The coding region runs from base 411 to 968 and encodes 185 amino acids.